Molecule: messenger RNA, 2298 nt
Organism: Eptesicus fuscus (big brown bat)
Lineage: Eukaryota; Metazoa; Chordata; Mammalia; Chiroptera; Vespertilionidae
Gene: ECE2
Product: endothelin converting enzyme 2
Exons: 19
Coding region: 1-2298 (765 amino acids)
Biological process (GO): protein processing
Cellular component (GO): plasma membrane
Molecular function (GO): metalloendopeptidase activity
Source: RefSeq, a predicted model, not a curated record
AUGAACAUCGCGCUGCAGGAGCUGGGCGGCGGCGGUAAUAUGGUGGAGUACCGACGGGCCACGCUGCGGGAAGACGACGCACCCGAGACCCCCGUAGAGGGCGGAGCCUCCCUGGACACUGUGGAGGUGGGGUUCCAGAAGAGGACGGGACACCUCUUCGGCUUGCACACCCAGCUGGAGCUGGUCUUGGCAGGGGUCUCUCUACUGCUGGCUGCGCUGCUUCUGGGCUGCUUUGUGGCCCUGGGGGUCCAGUACCACAGAGACCCUUCCCACAGCACCUGCCUCACAGAGGCCUGCAUUCGAGUGGCUGGGAAAAUCCUGGAGACCCUGGACCGCGGGGUGAGCCCCUGUGAGGACUUUUACCAAUUCUCCUGCGGAGGCUGGAUUCGGAGGAACCCCCUGCCUGACGGGCGUUCUCGCUGGAACACGUUCAAUAGCCUCUGGGACCAGAACCAAGCCAUACUGAAGCACCUGCUCGAAAACACCACCUUCAAUUCCAGCAGCGAAGCUGAGCGGAAGACACAGCGCUUCUACCUAUCCUGCCUACAGGUGGAGCGCAUCGAGGAGCUGGGAGCCCAGCCGCUGCGAGACCUCAUUGAAAAAAUUGGUGGUUGGAAUGUUACGGGGCCCUGGGACCAAGACAACUUCAUGGAGGUGCUGAAGGCAGUAGCGGGGACCUACAGGGCCUCCCCCUUUUUCACCGUCUACAUCAGCGCUGACUCUAAGAGUUCCAACAGCAAUGUUAUACAGGUGGACCAGUCUGGGCUCUUUCUACCUUCUCGAGAUUACUACCUAAACAGGACCGCCAAUGAGAAAGUGCUUACUGCCUACCUGGACUACAUGGAAGAGCUGGGGGUGCUGCUGGGUGGACAGCCAGCCUCCACACGGGAGCAGAUGCGGCAGGUGCUGGAGCUGGAGAUACAACUGGCCAACAUCACAGUGCCCCAGGACCAGCGCCGGGACGAGGAGAAGAUCUAUCGCAAGAUGAGCAUCGCCGAGCUGCAGGCCCUGGCGCCCUCCAUGGACUGGCUGGAGUUCCUGUCUUUCUUGCUGUCACCGCUGGAGCUGAGUGACUCUGAGCCUGUGGUGGUGUAUGGGACGGAUUAUUUGCAGCAGGUGUCAGAGCUCAUCAACCGCACGGAGCCAAGCACCCUGAACAAUUACCUGAUCUGGAACCUGGUGCAGAAGACAACCUCGAGCCUGGACCGACGCUUUGAGUCUGCACAAGAGAAGCUGCUGCAGACCCUCUAUGGCACCAAAAAGUCCUGCAUACCAAGGUGGCAGACCUGCAUCUCCAGCACGGACGAUGCCCUUGGCUUCGCGUUGGGCUCCCUCUUUGUGAAGGCCUCAUUUGACCGGCAAAGCAAGGAAAUCGCAGAGGGGAUGAUUAGCGAGAUCCGAGAUGCCUUUGAGGAAGCCCUGGGACAGCUGGUUUGGAUGGAUGAGAAGACCCGCCAGGCAGCCAAAGAGAAAGCAGAUGCCAUCUAUGAUAUGAUCGGCUUCCCGGACUUCAUCCUGGAGCCUAAAGAGCUGGAUGAUGUUUAUGAUGGGUAUGAAGUCUCUGAAGAUUCCUUCUUCCAGAACAUGCUGAAUUUGUAUAACUUCACUGCCAAAGUGAUGGCUGACCAGCUCCGAAAGCCUCCCGGCCGGGAACAGUGGAGCAUGACCCCCCAGACAGUGAAUGCCUACUACCUUCCAACCAAGAAUGAAAUUGUCUUCCCUGCUGGCAUCCUGCAGGCCCCUUUCUAUGCCCGCAACCACCCCAAGGCCCUGAACUUUGGUGGCAUCGGUGUGGUGAUGGGCCACGAGUUGACACAUGCCUUUGAUGACCAAGGGCGUGAGUAUGACAAGGAAGGGAACCUGCGGCCGUGGUGGCAGAAUGAGUCACUGGCAGCCUUCCAGAAUCACACGGCCUGCAUGGAGGAGCAGUACAGCCAGUACCGGGUCAAUGGGGAGAAGCUCAACGGCCGCCAGACGCUGGGGGAGAACAUUGCUGACAACGGAGGGCUGAAGGCUGCCUACAAUGCUUACAAGGCGUGGCUGAGAAGGCAUGGGGAGGAGCAGCAGCUGCCAGCUGUGGGACUCACCAACCACCAGCUCUUCUUUGUGGGAUUUGCCCAGGUGUGGUGCUCGGUCCGCACACCCGAGAGCUCUCACGAGGGGCUGGUGACCGACCCCCACAGCCCUGCCCGCUUCCGUGUGCUGGGCACUCUCUCCAACUCCCGUGACUUCCUGCGGCACUUCGGCUGCCCUGUCGGCUCCCCCAUGAACCCAGGGCAGCUGUGUGAAGUGUGGUAG